CGUGUGAUCGCGUGUGUUACACGCGCGCGCUUAGGCGUGUGUUAGAUGGAGAGAGAAAGGAGAGAGAGGGAAGGAAGAGAGGGGGAAGAAAUAACAGAGUAUGGAGCGGUGAAAAAAAGAAGGAAAGAAAGAAAAAUGAAAAAAGGGAUUCGGUGAAGAGAAACGAGAACGGUGUUUAUGAAAGAGAAAACGAAAUGGAUAGACAGGAAAAGAGAGGAAGGAAGAGAGGGGGGAAGGAAGGAGUUCCUUUGGGAGGAAAAAGGUUAGAUACGAAGGAGAGGAUCAGGGUGAUGGGAUAGCGAUGGGAUUAAUUCGAUUUUCAUAAUAAGGAGAGAGAAUAAUUUGGAACGCGGUUGAAUUUGACUUGGUUUUUAUUCAUUGGAUGAGUUAUUUUUUAAAUAGUUGAGCAUUACUUGAAUGUUUGUUGAAUAGAAAGAUAUUAAAAAGGUGAAUAUUUAAUUUAAUUAAAUCUAAAAAAUAAUUAAUAAUUAUUUCUAGAAUCACAUGCAAUUUUUUUCUAAUUAUCAAUCAUAUAAAAUGUAAAUAUUAUAAUAUAUUAUUAUAAUAUAUUAUUCUUAAUUUAUCUCAAUUUCUCUUUUAUUAUACUAUGAGAAAAUUAAUUUAUCGAGUAUCACUGUUUAUCAAUUAUUUCUCUCAAAAUAUAAUCCAUUAUUUAAUUAAAAUUUAAUUAAAAUAUAAUUAUAAGAUGAUUGAAUUGAUAAGUUUGAAAUAAUGAAGAGAUUUUUCAAUACACUUGAAAUCUCGAAACCAAGAAAGCACUAAUUUACAAUUUUCUCCUUAUUCGAAUCGGCUCGAAUCACCUCGAACCCAUUACUACGACAAAGACGGCAAUAGAUCAACCCAAGACGAAAAAAGAUCAGGAAACGGGAGCGAAAGAGAGGGAGAGGAAUAGCGAGGAACGUUGGAGAGGUGGUGGAGCCAAGCUCGAACGAGAGGCGUGGAGAGAAGAAGACAGAGAGAAAGAGAGGGAGAGAGAAAAGGCGAGAGACCAUGAGUGAGUGGUCUACUCUACCGCAGUUAUGCCGACCGGCUCAACUCGGGUGCCGCCAAAUCGAACCCCGGUUCGAAUUCCACACUACCGUGGCCGCGAGAAAGAAGCCAAAGAGGAACAAGAAGAAGGUGAGGACGAGGACGAGGAAAAAGAAGAAGAAACAAAAACGACGAAGAAAAGAUCUGUAAAAAAAGGUGACCGAAAAAGGAGAAGAGGAAAAAAAAGAAAAGAAAGAAAAAGGCACGUGUGUCGUGUGAGAAAGAAACAAGUAGAAUAGCAGAAAGAAGGGACAAAGGGAAAAGAUAUUGAAAUAUUUUGAUGGGAGUUUCUGUUUACAGCACUGAGAAUAUAACAAACAUUGAAGUUUGAAACAACUGGAUCUAUACUCUGAAAAAAAUUCCACAAAAAAAAGUGCAAAAGAGAAAUUCUUGCUUGCGUAAAAAUUAUAAAGAUGAUACAAUAUAAUUUGACUAAAUAUAAACUAUAUGAAAUAAAAAAGAAACGAUACAAUUUGGAAACAAAUCUAUCCUCUACAAAAUCUAUACAGAAAAUGAAGAACGAAAUUUUUAAUAUUUGAAGAAUCUAAAAUUAAAACAAAGGAAGAUUCUACUAUUUCACAUAAGAAUUAAAAAAGAACAACGAUCUAAUACCCAAAAUUCAUCUCCAUUUUUCUAAAAAAUUCUUUCAUAAAAAGAAAAAAAAAAAGAAAAACUCAAUCAAACUCAAAAAUUAAAACGAAGAAUCCAAUAAGAUUCGCAAUCCACUUAUGCGAAAAUAAGAAAAAAUUCCAAAGAAAAUGUUCAUUAGAAAUUUUCAUCGUGAAUCUCCAACGUCGAAUUGAAAUUUCCUCGACAAAAAUAACGACGAGGAAGCCAACAACCCUGUCUCCAAUCUUCCGAAAGAUCCUCUUCUCUCGUAGGAAAGAGAGAGAGAGAAAGAGAGAGAGAGAGAGAAAGAGAGAGAGAGAGAGCGAGCGAUACCACCGAGAGGAUCUCGAGGUUUCGAGUAUUCUCUGUGAAAACAGAUCUUUCGUAGAGGCAAACAGAGUCGAAAUUUCACUGCAACCUAUAUGGAAAAACACGUUGGACCCUUGGGAGAGACUGGGAGAAAAAAUUCGGCCGCGAUAAAUUCGGAUCAGCGACGCGGAUAAAUCGAAGGCAGGGAGAAAUCGAAGCGAAGGGAGGGAGGAGCCGGAAGAGGAAGAUCGCGCGACCGGGUAAAACCUCGCGCGAAUAAAUUGAAAGAAAUACACAAGAAAAGAAAUACAAAAGGAAGGUGGAGGGAGGAGUGGUGGACGGUCGAAAACGCUGAUAAACGGUUGAAUAAUGGGCGGGCAAAUUGCAGGAGUGGAGGAGGAGCGCGUGAUAAACGUACGGACGAUACAAAUCCUUUUGGGCGAGGCGCGGACAUUCCGGAACUGGAUGGGAAGCGCGGUGUUUCCGCGCCUCGUGUUUCCAAUUUUAUUGUGGAAAUGACGAUAACUCGUUGAAUUUUCGAUACAAGUUCCUUUCUUAGAUCUUUUUUAAUCGAUCGAGAUGAAAGAUAGAAGGAUUGAGGAUCGGAUGAAAGAGAGAGUUUGAAGACAGUAAGAGAGAAGAAAAAGAAUUUUGAAUUUAUUUAAUUGUAAGAAAGAGGACCCGAGACAAAUUUAGAAGAAAAAUAUAAAAUUCGCGAAAUAUCAAGGAAAAGAGAGAAUGAUUUCGGAGAAGAAGUUCAAAACAAGAAGAAUCGGAAGGGAAGCCCAUAAAGAGGAAAAUCUGAAGGUAGUUCAACGUCGCAAAUCCAAUUUUAAAAGCUUCACGUGAGAUUAAACGCCACUUGAACGCUUCUCCCAUGACUUUAAACUCGCUUCUUAAUGGCGCAAUACGUUCCAACGUGUCCACGGCUAUCAAGCGAAAGUUACAAACUAUUCUGUUGGAAAAAAGUUAAUAGUUGAUCGUAAAGAGAGUAAAUCACGCAUAAUAAAAAUCAGCCUAAACGCGCAAUUUUCUCCAUUAGUGCUCCUUUGUGUUUCUUUAAAGGAAAACUGCAUUUAGGACAGUGAUUUUAAUCUCGAUUUCGAUUUUAAAUUUCGAGAAACGAUGAUGAUAAGAUAAACAUAACACGUAGACGAAUUAAAAGAUAAUUUAUCUGAAGUGAUAUUUUUCGUUUCUUUUUCUUUUCUUUUUUUUUUUGUUGUUGUGAUCGUGAGAUUUUUGUUGUUGAAAUUAAUGAAAAUGAUGACGACUACUGCCGGUGUUAGUGGGGCUGGGAUGCUGAGGACCAGGCGCAGGGAUUGCAGCGUGAAACCGAACAGGAAACUCGACCGGAAAUCCUCGAGGGGGAUGAUUUAUGAGAACGAGGAGCUUAGACUGAGGACUAUUCACAUUAACGCCGAAGUGGAGCAAGGUCAGAACGACAUCAAGAAGCUGCGAAGGGAGAACGAGCAGCUACGUAGAGAGAUAUGGAGCCUCAGAGACGAAUACGACAAGCUCGAGGAGAUACUGAAGAGACAGAAGAGCCGCGGAGAAAGCGAAGAAUACGAAGAUCGCUCCGACGAGGAUGACGAUGUGCGAUCAGAAUACUCUUUCGAGGAAGGGGAGGAAUUCAGUGAGAAUGGGCAAGAGGAUGCGACCAAGGAACCCGAACAACUAGAAAACGCGGAAAAUCAAAAAAUAUCCACUGAAAAAAUGGCGAGUAACGCGCUGCACAGGUUGCAUGUGGAUUUCGACGAUCUUUCGGUGGUCGACGAGGAGGAGGAGCCUAAAAGAGACAAGAAAGAGAUUUCUUCCGAAGAUAAUUCGCAAUUCAAAGAGGAGAAAAGUUCCCUUUCCAUUCUGAAAUCGAGGCAACUUCACGAAAACGUUCCCUUCUACCCUGGCGCAUAUCAAUCACCGACUUGCCUAAACAGCCCAGCUUACUAUACUGAGUGUCCCUUCAAAUUUCCAAGCACGUUGAAUCUAAUGAUGUCUACAGAACCAGCGUCGAUGCUAACCACCACUCCCUGCCUGCCAAUAAACGCAGAUCCUAUAAUCCCGAUAGAUCCACUGUUGCCUUCUGUGAGCCUAGGUGGCCCAAUGGAUCAGAUCAACGACCAGAUACUGCACGCGCCACCUGCAGGCUGGCAGAGCAACAUUAUGAUACCUGAAACACAGGUGGCCACGUUUGGAACAACCGAUGCUAAUUUAACGAGCGUGCAGACGUUUGCUGGGAUUCGUCAAGAUCAGACGAAACCUGGUGGGCAAAUGAUCGGUGGUUUUGCUUUGCCAACCUCCUUCCACAGAAGAAAGAUCGAUGAUUUAAUGAUAACGAAUAAUACGAUUAACUCUAAUGUAGCUGGGAGUACGCACGAAAACACGGAGAAUAUUGUCGAGAAUGGAUGGAGCACGAAUGGAAAUUUGAAGGAUUCAUUGGAUCGGAGAGAGAGGACGAAGGAGGAAAGUCCUGUGUCGGGAAGCGAGAAGCCGAAACAUUUUUUUGCUCCGUUGCCUUCAAAAAUAAAGAAACAGAGUGAGGAAUCUUCACCCACGAUCAGUUAUCUUGGGACUGGGAAUAGUUCAAGCAGCGAUAAGACUGGAUCCACUAUAAUCCUCAAGAAUCAAUUAAUAAAAGGAUCACCUGACGUAUAUGUGAAUGGGGCAGUUCCGUACGAGGACAAUUUUCCGAAUAACAAAGGUGAACAGAGAACGUUCCUAAGCACGGACAAUUUGCUGAUCGAGAACGCGAAAUCUAGCACCGGUAAUCAAUUGACAAAAUCGAUGUCGUGGCAAGAUUUGUCCACCAAGUCGCAGCCUGUCUCUGCCAAUCAGGCUGAAGGUAAGCAACAGAUGUUGACCCGAAGCGACAACACUUUGGACAAUAUAUCAGACUCGAAACCGUACAAGUCGUAUCUGAACGUAACUUUGAAGCCGCCACGCGCAGAGAGGGUGCCUGCUGCUCUUGAGCAGGCGGCCAGUCCCGACACGCCGGAGAUCCCAAAGUUACCCACUAUAGACUAUCGACUUUUCAAGAAUCCCUUUCUACGAAGUUUCGAGGCGACCGCCGGUUAUAUGAACCAAAACAACAUCACCAGACCCCUGUCGGUCCAAGUGAACGACGACAACCUGUGCUACUACCCUCACUCUGAAACCUCCACUUUCAAGAGGGGGAUGAUACCUUUCGGGGACAAGUACAGGCAGACUGAUCAAAAUCGUCUCCUUAUCCCUACCAAUCAAUUAGUCAACGGAAAACUGAUGUCCCCGGCGAACAAACAUCAGAUCCAAGUGACUUCCUUCGAAAGGCCCAGUCCUCACACCCUCAUAGGCCCGUCGACGCCUUACGAGUUUAACGCUGGUCGCAGAUUGAACCCGAACCCGUAUAUGCAUGGGCAAAACAUUUACCAAAACGUGUCCUAUUUUUCGAGGGGAUGCUCCGUGUAUCCACAGAGGGGAAUGAUGUAUUACGAUAACCUGGCGUUGAAGGUGGCGGCCCAGACUCAGACCUCUAUAGACGGCGACUCUCAUCAUGAGGACGAACACGCGUUGUCCCACGAAGAGAGCGCGCCCAGCACGCCAAACGGGCAACGUAGAAAAAGGACGAUCAGAAAGGAGAAAGGAAACGUUGGCAAGGAACAGAAGCCUUUGUCGCCGGCCGCUCAGAGGAGAUUAAAGAAGCAGGGCAGCGUCACCUCAUCGGAAAUGCCCGAGUCUCCGGGUAAAGUGACUCGAAAGAGGGCAAGAAGGCUUAGCAUCACGACGACGACUACGUCAGAGGGGCAGGAGGACAAGAAUGAGAGCAGGUCGUCCUCGUCGGGUCAAGAUUCGCCGAAAAAGGAGCAAUUGAGGAGGGUGUCUCUAUACUUUAAUGCGAAGAAAAGGCCCUCCUUGACCUCGAUGAGGACCGUGAGGAGCAGCAGUUUGGACAUGGGCAAGGAAAAGGAGGCGCUCAACUCUGAGAGGGAGAGGACUAAUUCUGUUAGCAGCAGAGAGAUUGGCAACGAAGCCAAGACGAGAAAGGCAAGCACCAGCAGUGGGAACGUGCCUUGGUGCGCCUGUUGGGGCAACGGGUGUGUUUAGGGACUUGAUAAUUGGUUUUAUUGGUGGAUCUCCUCAGAUCUAAUUAAACGUUUUAUUUGCGUUGCGGAGGUGAUUUAUCAAGGGUCUGGCCCUUGCCUUUCAUUUUAAUCAGUAUGAUGCGUGAUUUGCUGAAUGAACGAGUGAAAUUUAAAUUGUAAUAAUCAUCGAUGUUACGGAUUCUUUUUAAAAGAAGAAAUUUCUCUUCAGAAAACUGAAAAGAUUCUCUUCUUAAAAGUCUGAAAUGUCCUCUUAAAUGUUGGAUGGCAAAUAUUGGAAGUUUCUGAUUUUCGAGGAAAUAUGUAAAAAAUUCUUGGCGAAUUAUUCAGCAAGAAAUCGUUCACGUUUUCAAGGUGAGCCAGAUUUGGAAGGAUCCACCUUUAAGACGAGUGGUUUCUCGAGUGGCCAAGGGAAAUAUCGAACAGAAAGGAAGGGAGGACGUGGAGGAAGCGUAUCGACCUUUGGCGUAACUAUAAGGCAACCGCUGCAGCCAAUGGGAGAAGUCGUAAAACUAGGGCCAGGCGGAACCAGGACACCAUAAAACCAGUUACCAUUCAAGUGACAGUCGCAAGUCGUGGCAGUUCUUGCCAAGAAUACGAAAAUAUGGUCUCUCGACACUUAAGGUGCAAGUGAAUCGAAUCAGGGGAUUAAUAUUUAAUCGGGCCUCAUCGAUGAUAGGUCUCGAUAAAAAUUUCAUGAAGAAACUGAGUCGGUGGAAAGUGGUGUUGUGGUAUUAUAUAAUUUUAUAUCUUAUCAUUUCUUGAUAAUGUGAACAAUUUGGAUGGAAUGAAAGUUCGAUCGUUUUAUAUUUUAUAUUGAAUUAACAAUUUGAAUUUAAGUUUAAGAAUAUUAAAUUAAGGAAUACUACGUCUGUGCAUUUAAUUAUGUUAAGGAGAUUCUUAUAAGAGAGAUAAGAAAUAUAUGUAAAUGUUAAAUGUUAAGUAAAAAAUAUAUAUAUAUUAAAUAAGUUAAAAUUGAAAUGAUAAAAAAUUAUAGUUCUAUUUAUAAUUUACUUUUUGAGAUAUAUGUAUGUAUUUAUUAUAAUUUAUUAAACAAAAUAAUCAAAUUAAAUCAAAUUAAAAAUUUUAACUAACGUUUUUAUAAAAUAUAUUUUUCGAAUAAAUGAAUAAAAUUAAAUAUAUUUAAAAUUUUAUUAAUGACAAA
Molecule: messenger RNA, 7206 nt
Organism: Apis cerana (Asiatic honeybee)
Lineage: Eukaryota; Metazoa; Arthropoda; Insecta; Hymenoptera; Apidae
Source: RefSeq, a predicted model, not a curated record